AUGGCGAGAACAGUUGACAUCGAGCAUAUUUCGCACCCCCGUCGACCGGGAAUAUGUCGAGUUCUUCGUCGUGCCGGUUAUUGGAAAUGUUUAUCAUGUACAAUACUAAUAAUCGGAUGUAUCUUUUAUGCUUCGUGGUGCCAAGUUAAACAUCUAGCUUAUUCAGGCAUACAACCACUACUCAUAUACCAUCAUGGACCUUGUGCUCAGGGUUAUAACUUUGUUCCAAUUGUCUUUGGUUUAAUGUUAUAUAUAGUAUAUCUAAUGGAGUGUUGGAAUAGUCGUACUCGUUUAGCUGUCAUGAAAAAGGUUCGUGUAGGAGAUGCUCACAUUUCUUUACAACAAAUGAGAGAUUCUCUCCCUAUCGUUUGGUGGAAAAGUGUUUGUUACCAUUAUGUUAGAAGAACACGUCAAAUAACGAGAUAUCGAAAUGGUGAUGCAGUUCCUGCUACUCAAGUUUAUUAUGAACGGGUUAAUUCGCAUACGGCUGGAAAUGUUUUUCUGUACGAUAUAUGUGGAGUGAAAGAUAUAUCAAAGAAUGUCAUGGACUUGGAGAAGUUCCCUCUAACCAGAAUUCGAGUAACACGUGGUUUCGUUUUUGCAUGUAUGCAAGCUGCCAAUGAGUUCGAAGAACAGCGAGCUCGAUUUUUCAACGAGAAUGAAAUUCGAGAUGAUUAUAUGGAGGUUCGCGAGGGGAUGGAUUUGUCCGAACUACAAUUCAACGAUGAGCUCUUAUGCUUCAACUCCAAAUCUCCUCCCUGGUUCUUGAACCCAUUUUUAUUUUGGUUCUCCUCAAUUUUCUUACUAUCUUGGCCGUUACGGUUAUUUGCUGAAUGUCGAACAGCUGUGCUCAACUACCAAGUGACCAAAUUGUUUGGAACAAAUUAUUUGAGUCCAUCAUCCAUUAACUAUACGGGUCCGUUGACUAGAACGUCAACUAUGGAAACAGCUGAACUGGAAGCGGCUCUUCGCAGGGAACAAUUUUUUGUUGUUCCAUCUUAUAGUGAGGCUAUGCUUCUUCAUCCUCAGAAUGCUCUUAAUGCGGCUACUGAAGCGAGAAUAUUUUCACGACCAAUUGUAACAAGUAACGAAAAUGUCAUUUUACCAAAUUAUGGUGCUCUGGAAGACGAUCUAGGACAACUUCCUGUUUUCUCUCGCACACAUCGUGUUCUAAGCACGAGUCGGAGCAUGAAUCUGGAUGAAAAUGAGCUGCCGGGUCAAACAAACUUCAACCGAGCAGUACCUGCUCGCACUCGUUAUGCUCCACCACGAUCAUUAUCAAUCAGUGGAAUAACAUCAACUGGAGGAGCUGGUUGGUCAAAUGGUUAUCAAAUAAUAGGGGAAACAGAAGAUCAAACACCAUUAGUUGCAAACGAUGAUCCUCCUCCACCUUAUGAGAUUGCGUUAAGGAUGUGUGCUCCAAUAUAUGAAAGAUUACGUCGUUCAAUAUCUUCUAGGCUUAAUUCCAUAUCCCAUUCCAGUUCCAAAGAGCUCAAAUCAUCAACCAAUAACAACAAUAAUAAUAAUAAUGGAAACUAA
Molecule: messenger RNA, 1539 nt
Organism: Auanema sp. JU1783
Lineage: Eukaryota; Metazoa; Nematoda; Chromadorea; Rhabditida; Rhabditidae
Source: the annotation of a GenBank genome assembly